Molecule: messenger RNA, 402 nt
Organism: Purpureocillium lilacinum
Lineage: Eukaryota; Fungi; Ascomycota; Sordariomycetes; Hypocreales; Ophiocordycipitaceae
Source: RefSeq, a predicted model, not a curated record
AUGCAUGAGCUCGGAGUCCGACACCGCUCCGCAAACGCGUCGUUAGAGCCUCUGUUCCAUCAGCCCUUUGCGGCUGGUACGAUACGCGUGCUGUUCAUCUGCGGCUUGGAGCGUGUGGUGUCGCCAGAAGCAGCACUUGCUGGUUCAGCCAGGCAGACCCGCCUCGUGAUUCAACCUGGCUCGUCAAGAUCAGGACCAGGGACUCGGGACAAAAGCGCCAUCGUGUGUAGCGAACUGAUCGGACCAGGGAACCAGGCCAUCCAUCUAGAAGUUCGGUCCACGACCGAUGUUCAGCCACACACAGGGCAGCAAUCCGAGAAAGACAUUCAAGAGAUUGCCGGGCCUCAUGAAAGUUUUCGCCGGCGGGAGAAAUUAGCGCCACAGUGCGAUUCUUGGCCCUGA